Molecule: messenger RNA, 1498 nt
Organism: Mandrillus leucophaeus (drill)
Lineage: Eukaryota; Metazoa; Chordata; Mammalia; Primates; Cercopithecidae
Gene: PNCK
Product: pregnancy up-regulated nonubiquitous CaM kinase
Exons: 12
Coding region: 12-1094 (360 amino acids)
Biological process (GO): peptidyl-serine phosphorylation
Cellular component (GO): intracellular anatomical structure
Molecular function (GO): ATP binding; calmodulin binding; calcium/calmodulin-dependent protein kinase activity
Source: RefSeq, a predicted model, not a curated record
GUAGGCCUGGGAUGUGGAGGCGCGUUUGCGGUGGCCUCGCUGCAAGGCGUCCGUCUGGGGACAUGCUGCUGCUGAAGAAACACACGGAGGACAUCAGCAGCGUCUAUGAGAUCCGCGAGAGGCUCGGCUCGGGUGCCUUCUCCGAGGUGGUGCUGGCCCAGGAGCGGGGCUCCGCACACCUCGUGGCCCUCAAGUGCAUCCCCAAGAAGGCCCUCCGGGGCAAGGAGGCCCUGGUGGAGAACGAGAUCGCAGUGCUCCGUAGGAUCAGCCACCCCAACAUUGUUGCUCUGGAGGAUGUCCACGAGAGCCCUUCCCACCUCUACCUGGCCAUGGAACUGGUGACGGGUGGCGAGCUGUUUGAUCGCAUCAUGGAGCGCGGCUCCUACACAGAGAAGGAUGCCAGCCAUCUGGUGGGUCAGGUCCUCGGCGCCGUCUCCUACCUGCACAGCCUGGGGAUCGUGCACCGGGACCUCAAGCCCGAAAACCUCCUGUAUGCCACGCCCUUUGAGGACUCAAAGAUCAUGGUCUCUGACUUUGGACUCUCCAAAAUCCAGGCUGGCAACAUGCUAGGCACCGCCUGUGGGACCCCCGGAUAUGUGGCCCCAGAGCUCUUGGAGCAGAAACCCUACGGGAAGGCCGUAGAUGUGUGGGCACUGGGCGUCAUCUCCUACAUCCUGCUGUGUGGGUAUCCCCCCUUCUACGACGAGAGCGACCCUGAACUCUUCAACCAGAUCCUGAGGGCCAGCUAUGAGUUUGACUCUCCUUUCUGGGAUGACAUCUCAGAAUCAGCCAAAGACUUCAUCCGGCACCUUCUGGAGCGAGACCCCCAGAAGAGGUUCACCUGCCAACAGGCCUUGCAGCAUCUUUGGAUCUCUGGGGACACAGCCUUCGACAGGGACAUCUUAGGCUCUGUCAGUGAGCAGAUCCAGAAGAACUUUGCUCGGAUGCACUGGAAGCGAGCCUUCAAUGCCACCUCAUUCCUGCGCCACAUCCGGAAGCUGGGGCAGAGCCCAGAGGCCGAGGGGGCCUCUGAGCAGGGCCUGGCCCGCCACAGCCACUCAGGCCUCCAUACUGGCCAGCCCCCCAAGUGGUGAUCCCCAGGCAGAUGCCAAGGCCAAGUGGACUGACCCCCAGAUUUCCUUCCCUUGGAUGCUUUUGGUCCCCUCCCCCAACCCUUCACCCCUGGGGCUGGCCUCUGCUGGAGUUUGAGAUUCGAGGGUGUGGCGCAUGGUGCUGGGGUUGGAAUGGAGCACCCCCAAGUCUGUCCCCAGGCUCUGCCCUGCCUGGGGGCAGUGGAUCCCCUCCCCUGUUGCCUCUCCCGCCCCUGCCCCCCACCCCACCAAAAGCCGAGGAGGUGCUGGCAGGCGGGCCUCAGGGGCUGUCUUUCCUGCACGGCUGUUCUGUGCUUCGCUGAGUGUGGGUGGUCCUGCUUGUGUCAUGGUCAUGGCCUUCCAGCCCCCUCCAGUUUUCCCCAAACCAAUAAAGAAAGAUACAGCAA